Molecule: messenger RNA, 1305 nt
Organism: Lampris incognitus (smalleye Pacific opah)
Lineage: Eukaryota; Metazoa; Chordata; Actinopteri; Lampriformes; Lampridae
Gene: glipr1a
Product: GLI pathogenesis-related 1a
Exons: 6
Coding region: 17-835 (272 amino acids)
Cellular component (GO): extracellular region
Source: RefSeq, a predicted model, not a curated record
CUCUGUCCUGUGCAGAAUGAAGGAGCGACUCUUGGUCUGGAUCUGGAUCUGGUUCCUCUGCUGGUCCGCUUUCCGUUUGCAGCCGUCUGCGGCAGAUUCUGUCCCCCUGCCUGAAAUCACCGACACCAAGUUCAUCUCUGAAUGCGUGAAGUUGCACAACGAGGUUCGCUCGCUGGUGGAGCCUCCCGCCACCGACAUGCUUCAUAUGACAUGGGAUGCAGGUUUGGCGAAGACAGCCCAAGCAUGGGCGCGGCACUGUGACUUCAGUCACAACAUCCAGCUCAGCAAAGCAGGGCAGAUGCACCCUGUCUUCCGCUCGGUGGGAGAGAACCUCUGGGUCGGCACACCACCCUCCACUUUCACCGUGAGCAGGGCCAUGGACUUAUGGGUCAACGAAAAGGAACACUACAGCUACAGACAAAACACGUGCACAGACGUCUGUGGCCACUACACACAAGUGGUGUGGGCGAGCAGCUUUAAGGUCGGAUGUGCGGUUCAGGUCUGCCCCAAAGGUGUCAAAGGGACGACCUAUAAAGACGGAGCCCUCUUUGUUUGUAACUAUGCCACUGCGGGCAACAUGAACGGACAGCGGCCGUACAAGGACGGGACCCCAUGCUCUAACUGUGAUGGUCAAUGCACAGACAGGCUCUGCCGUGACCCGGAGCGAGAUGCCGAGAGACGUUACAACUGGACCCCUGACUGGGACCCCAGCCUGUCCUCCUGUGGCCCCUCCUGCAUUGCCGUGCUGGUCAUGCGGCCCUUGGCUCUUAUCUGCACCUUCAUGGCCGCCUACGGAAUACGCAGCAUUUACCCCGACAUCUUCUGCUACCAGUAGUUUCACAGAGGUCAGUCAUGUUAGCAGCAGACCUACCAACCGUCCCAGUGUGCACCGGGAACAUGUGUCGUGCGGCUGAGUCCGCCUGUGAUCAUGAUUAGGGUCAAACGAUGAACACUUCGCUUGUAUUUCGUCCCAAUUUUUAAGACGCAUCUCCAUAGUUUUUUCUUGUCGUCAUCACCUGUCACAGUCUCAAGGUUGGCGAGUAUGUUUAGGAGUCAGACAGUGAUGUAGACUUUGAAUUAAAAAAGAAGAAAUUUAUUCUGUCACAAUAACGGGCAACAAAGUCCUGACAAAUCCUGGUCCAAGCUCUGCUCUGCAAACACAAUCUCUCCGUUUAAAAGAGGACUUAGUUGUUUUAUGCUAACUGAGCAUGUUUUGUUGACUUCGUUUGUCCUCCUCUGGCACGGCAAAAAAGAAUUGAUUUAAUCCAGUGGUUCUCAAUCAGGUCCUCAGGUACCACCAGCACU